Messenger RNA from Metopolophium dirhodum (rose-grain aphid), 2941 nucleotides. RefSeq names its product protein AF-10-like. NCBI's taxonomy places the organism in Eukaryota, Metazoa, Arthropoda, Insecta, Hemiptera, Aphididae. The record is from RefSeq and is a predicted model, not a curated record. Gene Ontology annotation, biological process: regulation of transcription by RNA polymerase II. Gene Ontology annotation, cellular component: nucleus. Bases 444 to 2357 code for a protein of 637 amino acids. Gene Ontology annotation, molecular function: histone binding; nucleosome binding. The transcript is spliced from 2 exons.
UACCGUUCCUUGCGCGGGCUCCUUCACUAUACUUCGUGUUCUUUCUCUCUCAGUUGUACGAUCGCCUAGCACUAUCGGCAGGGCGGAGUCGCGGAAUGCGCUGUCCGUAGGUCUGUACCCGUCCGUAACCGUGUUUCGGUGCUUGAGGUCAACUACCGAGCAGCUCUAUGGUGACGACUGUCGCACCGUAGACGGCCGCCGCAGCCGCCGCCGCUGAUAAUAACCAGUUUUACUAACAUUUACUCGAUAUUUCCCUUUUUGUUUCGUUGGCCAUUCGUUCGUGCGUCGUCUUCAUUUUUUCGAAUAUUUGAAUUUCUUUUCUUUCGUUUCGUUUCAUCGACUACGGUUCUAAGUCUAGGACGUUUUCAUUUUGCUCGUAGCCCACGAAUAUCAGACCUUCGACGUUAUUAUGUACAACUGGCGUAUAACCAGCAAUUUAUCUUAUGAAUCGUAAAGCAAUGAAAGAAAUGUUGGGUAACUGUAGUGUAUGUAGUGAAGAUAAAGCGUUUGACGAUAACCCUUUAGUAUACUGUGAUGGUCGAAAUUGCAAUGUAGCUGUACACAAAGCUUGCUAUGGAAUUCGUGUAGUACCAAAAGGAUCGUGGUACUGUAAUAAGUGUGUGGCUCUUAAAAAAAAUCCAAGUGCUAAAGUCAUAUGUGAAUUAUGUCCAUCUAAAGAUGGCGCGCUUAAGCCAACAGAAAAUGGGAAUUGGGCUCAUGUUGUAUGUGCUUUGUUUAUUCCUGAAGUGACUUUUAUAGAUGUUCACAUAAUGGAACCAAUAAAGUUAAGCGAAAUACCUCCUGAUAGGUUUAAAAAGAUUUGCUAUAUUUGUGAAGAAAAGAAUAGAGAACCUAAGGUCUCAGUUUAUGGAGCUUGCAUGACUUGUAAAAAAGGAGGUUGUAAAUUAGGAUUCCAUGUAACUUGUGCACAAAAUGUUGGAUUGUUGUGCGAAGAAGCAGGAAACCACGGGCGUAAUGUUCAGUAUGUCGGAUAUUGUAAACAUCAUUAUUCAAAACUUAAGAAGAAUAACAAUGUAAAAAUAAAGCACAUUGCUCCAUACCGACCUCAGAAUGCAUCUGAAAUAUCAUUAGAUGAAUUUACUCAUGAAAACAUUGACAAUGACGGUCAAGCCAAAUCAAAAAAAAAAUUGACAUCAUUUAAUACUUAUGAAGAAUCCAAAGACAAACCACAAAGUACUCCUCCAAACCAUUCUCAAGCUUCGACUCGUCAAUUAAAAGGUAAAAUGGAAAGUGUGUCAGUGGGCAGUAUUAAACAGUAUCCCAACGAUACAGAAUCUGAAAAAGAGAUUAAGUGUGAAAAUAUUGAUAAUUCAAUGGAAUUUUGUAUGGUCAAUGAUGGAUUACAGUCUGAUGGUUUAAAAAUUAUUGAAGAACCAAAUUUAUCUUGUAUGGAUCCUAAUAUCCCUCCAAUAAACAUGACAAAUACAUGGAUUAAAGACCCAAACAUGAUGAAUGUAUCCAACUCAAUCACUGCUAAAAAUAAAGAUGCAAACGACCAAAAGUAUUUUGAAUCCAGUAUUGAUGCUCCGCAUAUGUUGGGAAAUGCCUUAAAUCCAAAUUCCACUAUGGCUCAACAAAUGACUGAUACAUUAAAUGAAGAAAUUAAGACACACAAGCAGUUCAAUGAAAAUAAUAUACCAACAAAUCGACCACCGUUGUUAAUGGGUCCCCAGUUAUAUCGACAUGUUCAAAAGCCUCCUACUGAUGCUCCCCAGUCAAAUGCUUCUGGUCCAGAAUGGUUUACUAAUGGGAUUGGAAAUAGUUCCCAAAGUUUAGAAGAUCUACUCGAACGGCAAUGGGAACAAGGAGGUUCAUUGUUAAUGGAACAAGCACAACAUUUUGACGUAGCAUCAUUACUAUCAUGUUUGUAUCAGCUGAAAAAUGAAAACAUAGACUUAGAAAAAGAAUUGGCUACAUUUACUAGACGCAGAGAUCAUUUAUUAGCUGUUAAUGCUAGACUAGCUAUUCCAUUGGUUCCGCAAAAUAUGAUGAAUCAAGUUGCACCAGCUCCUCCUAAUCACGUCGAAACAUCAUUGCCCCCCAGGUCUAACUAUUUACCGUCCAUGGAUAAUCAGAUUCUCCAGCAACAUAGGUAUCACCAAAAUUAUGCUAUACCUGCUUCCAGACAUCCGCAGCAACACCAACGCUAUUCGCCUAAUCUUGCAGCUCAGUCACAAGUUAUUGUUAGAGGAGGUAUUGGACAGGAAACAUGGAAUCAACAUAAUAGAAGUCAUAACCAAACAUCAAAUCCAAUGUAUCAAACAAUUCAAGAAACACCAAACAUACCAACAUCCAGACACCAAAUGGGAAUGGACAAUCUACCCAAGCAGAGCUGAGACCAUGCUAAAUGUCUGUGUACAGAAUGUAUAUCGACAAUGACCGAUUAUUUGUUAAAGUAUUUUCCUUAGUCUUAAGUUGGAAUAAAUAUUUUUAAAUUUAACAACUCAAAUAAUUGUGUUCAUUGAUUUAAUUAGUAAUUACUAUUAAAUUUCCAAUUAUAUUAUUAUGUAUUCGUAUUAAACUACAUGAUUGAAUUUAAACUACAAUUUUUUUAUUUUAAUGAUUUUUCUUUUGUAUAUAUUGUACCUAGAGGUGUUUGAAUACUAGUAUUUUUAAAUCAAAUCAUAUCGUAGUUACUAGUUACUAAUACAUAAAAUAACGAUGUAGCAUAUGUAUAAGACUAAUUUCAGUAGUAAAAUCGAAUCCAAAUAGUGAAAAUCAACUCAAGUAGUAUUUUAUGAAUAAAAAUUAUAAUUAUAAUAAAAAUCAGAAUGAUUGGUUUCUUUUUCUUACUAAAAUGUAAAAAUAUUAAUUUUUUUUUAUCGCCAUGAAAUUCAGAUUUUAUUUGAAUAAUUGAAAUUUAAUUGUAAAGCUGUAUUCUGACAAUUUUAUGUUAAUAUACAUACUAUAAAUUAUAUAU